This is a messenger RNA of Bombus pyrosoma, 1129 nucleotides long. Its product is annotated as hypertrehalosaemic prohormone-like. The transcript has 3 exons. Gene Ontology annotation, cellular component: extracellular region. The record is from RefSeq and is a predicted model, not a curated record. Lineage: Eukaryota; Metazoa; Arthropoda; Insecta; Hymenoptera; Apidae. Gene Ontology annotation, molecular function: hormone activity. Bases 495 to 884 code for a protein of 129 amino acids.
UAUAGAGUAUUUAUGCAUAUAGAAUAUGCAUUGAAUAUGUAUGUUACAUAUAUGUUAUAUAAAAUUAAUGCAAUUUGCUCGUCGUUCGAAUCACUUUGCAAUUACAUCGGGCAAAAUCCAUUGCGGGAAAACGUUACAAAUUCCUCACGCAGCGCUGUUACGAGGAAACACAUAAGACACCAUAGACGAUCCAAUCGCAAAUGCAUCGCUCGGGUACAUUCGCUGCUAUCGUGAAUAUCUCGCAUUGCGCUUUGGGAAUUCCUUUUAAGCUGGAAAUUUCCCGAGUCACUGGACCUUGGUUAAUUAAUGGAAAUCACGGCAGGCUUCGUGGUGACGUUUGCCGAACGAGAAAAAAGAAACCCUUGAGUCGUUCGAUUGCGACACGAUGUCUUUCAUAGAUUUCAAUCGGAAAAAUUCACCCCGGCGCCAAUCCGGACGUUUCACGUUGUAAAUUGCCAAGAAUCUCGAGAAGGGGUUGCUGAGAACCUAUAAAAAUGUCCUCGGCCUGGUUACCCUCUCGCAGUCGUGUUCACUUCCGGCGGACACACAAUCUCGAGGACCAGAAACGAGCAGCACGAUCCUUUCGAAUCGCGUUGGUCGCUUUAAACGCGAUUCCCACUGACGACAUGCAUCGUAAAGUUCGACUCGAGUUUCUCGUUUUCUCUAUAAUAUUGCUAUUAUGCUUGAUCCUGAAUUCUGGAGCCGAAGCUCAGCUAAACUUUUCGACCGGUUGGGGAAAAAGAAGCCAGAAACUGGAAUGGAGUGCCGUUAGACCCGAGUGCCCUUCGCAGGCUAGACCUUCGCUCGAACAGCUGCUAAACGUUUACCAUUUGAUACAGAUGGAAGCGCGCAAAAUGUUGGAGUGUCGGAAGCUGAACGAGUAAAUUCGGAAGCGGAUCUGAUGCGACGUUAGAGGAAACACCAUAGGCUAAACAUUGGACCGUUCGAGGGAGCCGUUCGAACCGUAUACCUUCAACGAUUUGCAACUUGUUUGGAAGCACUGGACUCUGAAACGAAGUAUCCGGAUCUAUCGAACAAAGCUUGCUUCGAUACGGUUUUCGAGCCCGCUCGAACGUGCCUUGUAAAAUCACCGAUACGAACGAUAAUACAAACAAUGAGUAGUAAAGGA